GUCAAAAACGUGAUCAAAACAUAACCUAAACAAAAUAGUUAUUUUUGAUAAUAUUUCGACUAAAUGUUUACAUAAAAUACUGAAAACAUGAGGGACGUAUUCUUAUCUAACUGUGAAAAAACAUUUUUAAACAGAAUAGUGUCAGAAGGACAUCGCUUAGAUGGCAGAAUUUACAAUGAAAGCAGACCAUUAAACAUAUCCUUUGGGUCUGAGUAUGGCAGUUGCAUCGUAUCAUUGGGAGAAACAAAAGUACUGGCACAAGUAUCAUGCGAGGUGACACAGCCAAAACAGAUAAGGCCAAACGAAGGUAUCCUAUACAUCAAUGCAGAGAUCAGUCCAAUGGCAGCUCCUCAAUUUGAAGCUAAUCGCCAGACAGACCUCUCCGUGUACUUGAAUAGACUUCUUGAAAAGUGUUACAAAGACUCAAAGUGCAUCGACCUUGAAUCAUUGUGUAUUGUUGUGGAAGAAAAGGUUUGGUCACUUAGAGUUGACAUCAAAGUCCUAAACCAUGAUGGCAACCUCAUUGAGUGUGCAAGUAUAGCAACACUAACAUCGCUGGCCCACUUCAAGAGGCCGGAUGUGACCCGAAGCGGAGACAGUGUGGUCAUACACACUAUGGCUGAAAAAGACCCGAUACCUACAGUUCUAUUCCACUAUCCUGUUUGUUCUACAUUUGCUAUAUUUAAUGGCGACAUCCUACUAUCAGAUCCAAACUUUCUUGAGGAAUCUGUAUGCACCAGCAGUACUGAAGAGGGUGUUAGUACUGGCGGCGGACUACUUGUCGUUGGCAUGAACCAGUAUAAAGAGCCUCAAAGCCAGGCGAGUCCGGAUCCUGAACAAAACAAUCAGCAAGCUAAUGGUAUACAACAAAACCACCAGACUCUACAGCAGGUGCAGCAAGAGCAAAACCAGGCUAUACAACAGCAGCAGAACCAGCUGCAGCAGCAGUUGCAGCAACAAAACUUGCAACAAGCUCUGCAACAACACAACAGGACUCUUCAACAGACUUUGCAACAACAACAGCAGAGUCAGCAGGAGACCCUACAGCAAAUGCUGCAACAACACCAGCAACAGCAGCAGCAACAACAGCAACAACAACAACAGCAGCAGCAACAACAGCAACAACAGCAACAGCAGCAGCAACAACAACAAGCUUUACAGCAAAGUCUGCAGCAGACUCUACAAGUGAGCCCUGCUCAAGCACAGGCCAUUGUCCAGGCUCAAGCGGCUUUGCAACAGCAAGUUGCUCAAACUCUGCAGCAACAGCAACAGACUCUGCAUGAACAACUACAAGCUGUUCAGCAACAACAGAUUCAAGCUGCAUUACAACGGCAAUCUGCCACUCUACAGGAAUUGCAGCAGCAAGCGCAGCAACAGGCGCUAAUCGCUCAAGCGACAGCUAACAAGAAGAUGCCGAGGGCAAGGGCGUACAACAAGCCGAGGGGGCGCAUGACAGCCUAUGCGUUCUUCGUACAGACUUGCCGUGAGGAACACAAGAAGAAACAUCCCGAUGAAAAUGUUGUCUUCGCUGCUUUCUCAAAGAAGUGCGCUGAGAGGUGGAACACAAUGUCAGAGAAAGAGAAGCAAAGGUUCCACGAAAUGGCAGAGCAGGACAAAAGGCGCUUUGACCUGGAGAUGCAGAACUACGUGCCUCCCAAGGACAUCAAGGUGCGCGGCCGCAAACGACAGCAGAUGAAGGACCCGAACGCGCCGAAGCGAUCGCUAUCAGCCUUCUUCUGGUUCUGCAACGAUGAGCGCUCGAAGGUGAAGGCUAACAACCCUGAGUACACGAUGGGUGACAUCGCCAAGGAGCUGGGCAGGCGCUGGGCUGCCGCCGACCCCGAGGUCAAGUCCAAGUACGAGAGCCUAUCUGAACAAGACAAGGCGAGAUACGACAGGGAAAUGACAGCAUACAAGAAGGGCCCGUUAGCGUUAACGCAGCCGCCGGCAAUGGCCGAGGUGGACGAGGAUUGCGAUUUUGAUGCUGAAGAGGAGUACAAGUGAGGCGACAGCGCUACGCUCGCCUCGGACAGACGCCACACGACGCCUGGCCCCCUACACUAGCGACAUCUCUGCAAGCGUUAACAAUGAAACGCCUGAAUAUAUAGAAGUGACAGAGAUAUGUCUAAGUCAUGUAACUUUAUUAGAGAUUGUCAUUUCCAUACAUUUAAGCGAUUUGUAGUCAUGUUCAUUCUUGUAGAAGUUUCACUCGUCUGCGGGGUCUAGUCCACGAGCACGAGGCCACACCAUCGGUCGACGUGCACUUUACAAAUUAUCCUCACGUAACACUCGACCCCUAACUUUUUGCCUACAAUUUUAUAUACUCGAAUAUUUUUAUACAACGAGUUUUCGUUUGUACAGAAAUCGCAAGGACGAGUGUUCCGUUUUAUUCCUAUAGAUGUGGAGUUGUUUGUGUGUUUUCGUAAACCAGUUUUCAGUCAGAGUGUACCGAAAUGGUUUUGUUGCGGGAGGUUGAAAUUAUAAGUAUAAUUUGUUGUUGUUAGACUAUGUUUAGUUUUCUGUUUCGACAUUGUUUCUGUCGUCGAUAUUCUAAUUGUAGGUGCGAUCGUAAAGUUAUUUUGUUGGCGACCAUACGGGAUGGUCUUGGCAAGGUGUGUUUCAUCACGCUACCUAUGAAUUGUCUUAAGGGUCGGGUCACAGCCGGGGCCUUAUAAUUUGGAACAUUAACAGCAAUAGAAAUAUGUACGGAACAAAAUAUAGGUUUAACGAGUCCAUCGAAAGAAAUUUAAUUAAGUGGAUAGUAUUUCAAGAUAGUAAAUUUAGACAUAAGUUUUAAAGCGAGAAUGAGUGAGAUUUUGUUAUUCAUGAUGAGAAAAUGUAUAGUUAUUAAAUUAUAUUCCUUUAUUGACAUUAGAUUAUUUUAUGUUACUAUUUUUUUUCGGAUAAGUAAUGACAUUGUUCAAAUUAAAUUAAUAAUUAAUUGAAGGACAUUCGAGUGUUUGAUUUAAACACUAAAGCGUGGAGUAGAUAAAAGAAUUGUGAAUUCUUGUGUAAAAUACAAUAAUAUUUUGUCACCCGAUAGUCUUUAAAAUUGUUUUUUUUUACCAUUUUUACAUAAUACCAAGUGUAUGUAUUUUGUGUACAUAAAAGGACUGCAAACCGUGAUAGUACUUAAAUUCGUAGGACAUCUAGGUUCCAUUACCGUCUAUAGAAUAAAUGCUAGAAUCUAUCCUACUUUGCUUAAUGUACUUGUUGAAAUAAUUUGAUUGUUUUAUUUGGAAAAUGUUUUAUUGAUUCUGUCUCAACACGUUGUAUGAAAUUAAGCAAUUCCACGAAAUUACUAGAAACCGUAUCGUAUUAAAAUCUAGUGGAAAAGAAAAUGAGAAAAUAUUUUAAGUCGUUCUUAGUGUAAUAGGGGCGAUAUUGUUUUGAAAUUGAUUAUGCUCAUUGUACAAAACAAUAUAGUGAAUCUUUUACACAUAUAA
Messenger RNA from Trichoplusia ni (cabbage looper), 3446 nucleotides. Its product is annotated as high mobility group protein DSP1-like. Gene Ontology annotation, molecular function: DNA binding, bending. Gene Ontology annotation, cellular component: exosome (RNase complex). Lineage: Eukaryota; Metazoa; Arthropoda; Insecta; Lepidoptera; Noctuidae. The record is from RefSeq and is a predicted model, not a curated record. Gene Ontology annotation, biological process: RNA processing; regulation of transcription by RNA polymerase II. The transcript is spliced from 10 exons. Bases 88 to 2004 code for a protein of 638 amino acids.